This is a messenger RNA of Didymodactylos carnosus, 357 nucleotides long. The record is from the annotation of a GenBank genome assembly. Lineage: Eukaryota; Metazoa; Rotifera; Eurotatoria; Philodinida; Philodinidae.
AUGUUAUACCAUGCCAACAAAAAUAAUCCUGUUAGAGUUACUCUGUCAAAUUCUGUAUCACCAACAACAGCAGUUACAACCAUGUUGCCAACAGUUGAUCUAAUUCCUAGAUCAACAAAUUCAAGUGAUAAUGUACCAAUAAUGACAUAUAAUUCAUCACCAGUUACACUACCGUCUGGUCAAACAAUAAUCCCACCAAUUACAUCAGCGCAAGUAUUACCUACGAUAAUAUCAACAAAUAAAAAUGAUGACAAGAAUUUAUGGCUGCUUACGUGUUUAAGAGAGCGUUCACGACAGCAUCGAGAAAAACCAUUGACCAUUGGAUUUCAGAUUCCGUUUAAAGGUUGCCUAUCAUAA